Messenger RNA from Fusarium oxysporum Fo47, 1113 nucleotides. Its product is annotated as E2 SUMO-conjugating protein UBC9. The record is from RefSeq and is a predicted model, not a curated record. Gene Ontology annotation, biological process: protein sumoylation. Gene Ontology annotation, cellular component: nucleus. NCBI's taxonomy places the organism in Eukaryota, Fungi, Ascomycota, Sordariomycetes, Hypocreales, Nectriaceae. The transcript is spliced from 4 exons. Bases 354 to 827 code for a protein of 157 amino acids. Gene Ontology annotation, molecular function: SUMO conjugating enzyme activity.
CAGGUUCUGGCCUGUGCAUUGAAUCAUCAACAAGACGUCGUUUCGUGAAUUGUACCUCGGGCACGGUCGCGCAAACAAUAGGUCCCGGCUUCGAGCUGACUUUCGAUUUGUUUCUUUUCGUUGUCAGAUAUUUCCCCUCUGAAGCGUUUUCCUCACCCAACAACGGAAAGCUUGGCCGUCAGAGCUGUGCAAGCUCCUAUCCAGUGACUCUUUAUCCUGCCGCAACUCGCGUCGCACCUCAGUUUUCCGAUCUCUCACGCGAUUCUCGACAAAUAUUUUCUUCUCAUACUCUUCGCCUGCAAAUCUUACCGCCCUCGUCCCACCUCUGAUCGACAUCGCUGAACGACGGAAUCAUGGCGCUUUGCCAGAACCGAUUACAAGAGGAGAGGAAGCAGUGGCGACGAGACCAUCCUUUCGGGUUCUAUGCCAAGCCACAGCGUACCAAAGAGGGUGUACUCGAUGUCAAAAAUUGGGAAUGCGGAAUCCCUGGCAAAGAGAACACAAUUUGGUCUGGUGGACUCUUUAAGCUGACCAUUGCUUUCCCUGAUGAGUACCCUACAAAGCCCCCCAAGUGCAAAUUUGUUCCCCCGCUGUUCCACCCCAAUGUGUACCCUUCAGGAACUGUCUGCCUGUCCAUCCUCAACGAAGAGGAGGCCUGGAAGCCUGCGAUCACCGUCAAACAAAUCCUUCUUGGUAUCCAGGACCUUCUCAACGAUCCUAACCCCGAGUCACCUGCCCAAGCGGAGGCAUACAACCUCUUCAAGAGAGAUCGUGCCGAGUACGAGAAGCGAGUUCGCCGUACGGUUCGCGAGAACCCCACACCUUGAUGAAACGUUCGGAGGCGUUGGGAGAGAAGAGACCUUUUAGACCAAAAUUUUCUUUGUAAGGCACCUCAGGCUACGGCGUUUAUAGGGAAAUACCAAGGCGGAAAGUUACUCAGAGUCUAUGAAGUGGACUCCACGCAUUACGGAGGCAUGCUAUAUAUCACAGUAUGACAAGAAGAGCUUGACAAUACAGCAGGAGAUAGGUGCUAGCGUAACGUCAUCAGAAUCCUUUUUAUACCGGGGAAUGAGCAGGCAGUUCACUGCGAUAGUGCGCUUUUUUGAAAUUCGU